This is a messenger RNA of Drosophila biarmipes, 4610 nucleotides long. It is a transcript of the gene Stat92E, whose product is annotated as signal transducer and transcription activator. Gene Ontology annotation, biological process: regulation of transcription by RNA polymerase II; defense response; cell surface receptor signaling pathway via JAK-STAT. The record is from RefSeq and is a predicted model, not a curated record. Gene Ontology annotation, molecular function: RNA polymerase II cis-regulatory region sequence-specific DNA binding; DNA-binding transcription factor activity, RNA polymerase II-specific. The transcript is spliced from 10 exons. The coding region runs from base 686 to 3148 and encodes 820 amino acids. NCBI's taxonomy places the organism in Eukaryota, Metazoa, Arthropoda, Insecta, Diptera, Drosophilidae.
AUAAACGCAUCAGUCGUUUUUUAGCCACUCAAAGAAAUUGUUCGAGAGCGGACCGAUUUACAAGUGCGCAACCAGUUGAAUUCUUUGCAACUGCACUUUGCUUUCGAGGACUCGCUGGCCAGACAGAAUUUGCUUUUGGCCAGGACUCAGUACUUGCUUAAACUCGGAUUGCGUGCGUGGGUGUCCGUGUGUGUCCCGUCUCUCUCGCACUGCGUGUGUCUGUGUGCGUGAGGCGAGCGCGAUUUAAAAAUAAAACGGCAAAUACAUAAUAAAAAAAUAUCGAAGAGCAACAGCGGCAGGCGUACCAACACAAACAAACCGAUACCAGCCAGCCGUGUGUGUUUACACAGUGUUGUGCGUUGGUGUUUGUGUACCAAAGUUUCCUCCUAACCAUACUAAAUCCAAACCAAAUCACAAAGCCACGAUCUCGUUCGCAUGUAUGCCCAUGCAUUUUAUGGACGCCUCAGACUCAUUUGCCUGUGGAAGCCAGCCGGACAUUGAUCGGGCCCAGAGCUUCGUCAAAGGGUCCCAGAACAGAAACUGAAAUUGAAACUGAAACAGAAACAGAAACCGAGCCAGAAACCAAGUCCCAACCGUUGCACUGAUCACCAUACACAUUCAGCUGUCAUAGCUAAGCAUCCAAAAUCACAAUACCAUCAUCAUAUCCAUUGGGGAGAGCAAGAGCAUGAGCCUGUGGAAGCGCAUCUCCAGCCAUGGCGACUGCGAGCAGCGUAUGGCGGCUUACUACGAGGAGAAGGGUCUGCUCGACCUGCGCCUCUGCUUGGCGCCCUGGAUCGAAGACAGGAUAAUGUCCGAGCAGAUUUCACCCAACACCCCCGAGCAGUUGGAGCGCGUGGCCCUCAAGUUCAACGAAGAUCUGCAGCAGAAGCUUCUCUCCACGCGCACCGCCAGCGACCAGGCCCUCAAGUUCCGAGUGGUGGAGCUCUGCGCCCUCAUUCAACGCACCUCCGCGCUCGAGCUGUACUCGUACCUGCGCACCGGCCUACAAAAGGAGCUGCAACUGGUCACCGAGAAGAGCGUAUCUGCCACCGCAGGCCAAUCGAUGCCGCUCAAUCCCUACAACAUGAACAACACGCCCAUGGUUACCGGCUACAUGGACCCCAGUGACCUGCUGGCGGUGUCCAAUAGCUGUAAUCCGGCCGUGGUCCAGAACAUAGCUCCCAUUCACAAUGUGCAAAAUACGGGCGGCAUUGCGUCCCCAGCCCUCGGCAUGGCCACGCCCAAGGUGGAGCUGUACGAUGUGCAGCACCAGAUCAUGCAGAGCCUCAAUGAGUUCGGUGGCUGUGCCAACGCUUUGAAGCUGCUUGUCCAGAACUACGGAUACAUGUUGAACUCCACAUCCUCGCCGAACGCGGAGGCUGCCUUCAGAAGUCUGAUUGAUGAGAAGGCGGCCAUUGUGAUCACAAUGCGUCGCAGCUUUAUGUACUACGAGUCGCUGCACGAGCUGGUCAUUCACGAGUUGAAGAACUGGCGCUACCAGCAAGCACAAGCCGGAAACGGAGCCCCAUUCAAUGAGGGCUCCCUGGACGACAUCCAGCGCUGCUUUGAGAUGCUCGAAACAUUUAUAGCCCACAUGCUGGCUGCCGUUAAGGAGACGAUGCGCGUCCGUCUCGUCACAGAAGAGCCGGAGCUAACACAUCUGCUUGAACAGGUGCAAAAUGCGCAAAAGAACUUGGUCUGCUCAGCCUUCAUCGUGGACAAGCAGCCGCCACAGGUGAUGAAGACCAACACACGGUUCGCAGCUUCCGUGCGCUGGCUUAUAGGCUCCCAGCUGGGUAUCCACAACAACCCGCCCACUGUUGAAUGCAUCAUUAUGUCAGAAAUGCAGUCGCAACGCUUUGUCACUCGCAACACACAGGUGGACAACAGCAGCCUGUCCGGUCAAUCAUCCGGCGAGAUACUGAAUGCCUCCAGCACCAUGGAGUACCAGCAGAACAACCACGUGUUCUCUGCCAGCUUCCGAAACAUGCAGCUGAAGAAGAUCAAGCGAGCAGAGAAGAAGGGCACCGAAAGCGUUAUGGAUGAGAAGUUUGCCCUUUUCUUUUACACCACCACCACAGUAAACGAUUUCCAGAUCCGGGUGUGGACCCUGUCCCUGCCCGUUGUGGUGAUCGUCCACGGCAACCAGGAGCCCCAGUCCUGGGCCACUAUUACAUGGGACAACGCGUUUGCUGAGAUUGUACGCGAUCCCUUCGUGAUUACCGACCGUGUUACCUGGGCCCAACUGUCGGUGGCACUUAACAUAAAAUUCGGAUCAUGCACAGGGCGCUCACUGACUAUUGAUAACCUGGACUUCCUUUACGAGAAGCUCCAGCGUGAGGAGCGAACUGAGUACAUUACGUGGAACCAGUUCUGCAAGGAGCCCCUGCCCGACAGGUCGUUCACCUUCUGGGAGUGGUUCUUCGCCAUCAUGAAACUCACCAAAGACCACAUGUUGGGCAUGUGGAAGGCUGGCUGCAUCAUGGGCUUCAUCAACAAGGCCAAGGCCCAUGCUGACCUGCUGCGUUCAGUCUAUGGCAUCGGUACCUUCCUGCUCCGCUUCUCCGACAGCGAGCUGGGUGGAGUCACCAUCGCCUAUGUAAACCCAUUGGGAGAAGUCACCAUGCUGGCCCCAUGGACUGCCCGUGACUUCCAGGUGCUGAACCUGGCCGAUCGCAUUCGUGAUUUGGAUGUGCUGUGCUGGCUGCAUCCUAGCGAUCGUAACGCGAGCCCCGUGAAAAGGGAUGUCGCCUUCGGCGAGUUCUACUCGAAGCGUCAAGAACCCGAACCCCUCGUUCUAGAUCCCGUGACCGGCUAUGUGAAGAGCACAUUGCACGUCCACGUUUGUAGCAAUGGGGACAACGUAUCCACUGCUGGAACACCGCAUCACCACGGUGCACAGGAGAACAUGCAAUUGGGAAAUUUCUCGCCGCAAAGCACCUGCAUUUUCUCUAGCCCAGCCCCACCAGAGGAAUCAGAUUCCGAUGCUAGCGAAACGGCCGAGGCCCUAGCGAAUUAUGUGAAUACCGCUCCACCCAACGACCCCCUGCUGGGUGUAAUCAGUAAUGCCCUAAUGAAGAGCGUCAAUUGUCCUGGUGACUUUGGAAUGACGGACUUCGAUUCGAUGGGGACCUUUGAUAACUUUUAAAACUAACUAAACUAGCAACUAGAGAAGCCUAUGUAUAAACGAAAUCAGAUAGCCACCGGCGCUAUCUUGGAAGUCCGACGAUGAUGUUGACGCCACCUCAACGAUUGCAACGAUCUGGCGCAUGACUCAGUGUGCUAUUCGAAAGUUUUAUUUAAUGUUAUCUAGAUGUAAUUAUUAGAUUUGCGAAUGCAUCGUAGUGGAAGGUUUUGUUUUGCUUUUUGUGAAACGCCAAACCACAGAAACAACAUCAAACCAACAAUACCAGGGCAAUGCAUGCUAAUUGCGACACCUCAACACACAAACACAAUCCACAGCACACACAGCCAGAGUACUGUCUUUAUCGUGAUUAUGAUUGUGUCUGACCCAUGCAGAAUUUUGAAUUUCUGUGUUGUAUAAACCUUUGGAAUGUGUCCGCAUGUUAUUCGUUUUAUAUUUUUAUAUAUACCUUUAUAUAUGAUGUAUACAUAUGAUUUCUUUUUUGUACUGCGACGUGUUCGUCUGUGACAAAGCAUUACGUUUAAUUGAUAAUGAUGAUAUGAGAAUCGGUUUAGUUAGUGAGUAACUAAUUGUUGAAUCUAAAUUUUUGAUUUUGAUUUUAAUUUUAAUCGCCUAAUUUUAAUUAUUUGAAAUACAAAUUACUUCGCGUGCUAAGCCUAUGCUAAACGAAAGAUGAAAAACAAAUCAACGAGAGCAGCAACGCAGGAAGGGAGUGCGUUUAAUUUAGUUAUGAUCUAAGUACCAUUGUGAAUUGCUUUAUAACCCAUCCUCUAUUGGCUUCCAAUGCUGAAAAUGCGCUAAAAUUUAACGAGUCCAUGUAUAUUUUUUUUAACUUGUUUGUUUGAGUCAUCAGGGCACUGUUUGCAAUGCAUUUCAAAUGCGCCAAAUGCGAUUGCCUUUUUAGUCAGUUAUUAGAGACACACGUUUGUAUGCGAGAAUCGUAAACAUAAUCAUUUAUGUAAACAACAAAAAUAACACAACACUACACUUAGCUUUGUACGUGAACCUUAAGAAUUUUAUAAGACUUAAGUACAACACCCCAAAUAAAUAAACAAUUCAGUAAACAAUUGAAACACUCGAAACACUUGAAUGCGAAUGAAAGCGGAUUUCCUCCUCUUGUGUACUCACAGAUUGCGAAACAAAAUGUAAUAUUGUGUACGUAAAGUUUUUAAUGUUUAAUUGUGAAAGCUAUCGCACACACACAUUCCCCCCAGAAACUAUACACAAACAACCACAGAACACAGAUACACAUGAGAAAGCUCGCCAAAAACAAUGUUGAUAUUUGGAUACUAUUUGAAUGUCCUGUACUCACUGUGUACUUGAAUUAAUUGUGUACAUUGUGUAAGUGUUUUAAAUGUAAUUUCAAACGCUAAUUGGGUGUGCAAUUUCGAAAACUAAAGUGGGAAAUAACUAAAGAACUAUUCUUGUCAAAACGGCCAAUAAAGAUUUGAUUUUAAACAUUAAA